Onychomys torridus (southern grasshopper mouse) is the source of this 936-nucleotide messenger RNA. Its product is annotated as olfactory receptor 10-like. Gene Ontology annotation, cellular component: membrane. Lineage: Eukaryota; Metazoa; Chordata; Mammalia; Rodentia; Cricetidae. Gene Ontology annotation, molecular function: G protein-coupled receptor activity; olfactory receptor activity. Bases 1 to 936 code for a protein of 311 amino acids. The record is from RefSeq and is a predicted model, not a curated record. The transcript has a single exon. Gene Ontology annotation, biological process: G protein-coupled receptor signaling pathway.
AUGGGAAGCUUCAACUCCAGUUCAGACAAGGCCUUCUUUUUAGUGGGCUUCUCAGAUUGGCCUCACCUGGAACUUCUCUUUUUUGUCAUUAUUUCAAUUUGCUAUUCCUUAACUCUCUUUGGCAACACUUCUAUCAUUGCUCUCUCACGACUGGACCUUCGACUGCAAACACCAAUGUACUUCUUCCUCUCCCACCUCUCCUUCCUGGACCUCUGCUACACCACCAGCACUGUGCCCCAGCUCCUGAUUAACCUUCAUGGUCUAGACAGGACCAUCAGCUAUGGAAGGUGUGUGGCCCAGCUCCUUAUUUUUCUUGCUCUGGCUUCCACAGAGUGUGUACUGUUGGGGGUAAUGGCCUUUGACCGCUACGCUGCCGUGUGCCGUCCACUGCACUACACCACCAUCAUGUACCCUCAGCUAUGUCAGGCAUUGGCCAUUUCCUCCUGGGUAGGGGGCCUUGUGAAUUCUCUGAUUCAGACAGGCCUCAUGAUGGCCAUGCCUCUCUGUGGCCAUCGACUGAAUCACUUCUUCUGUGAGAUGCCCAUAUUCCUAAAGUUAGCUUGUGAGGAAACAAAAGGAACAGAGGCUAAGAUGUUUGUGGCUCGAACAAUAAUCUUGGUUUUCCCUGCAGCACUAAUCCUGGGUUCCUAUGCUCACAUUGCCAGGGCAGUGCUGAAGGUCAAGUCAACAGCUGGGCGCAGAAAAGCCUUUGGAACUUGUGGGUCCCACAUGCUGGUGGUUUCUCUCUUUUACGGCUCAGCCAUCUACACAUACCUUCAACCCACUCACACAUAUUCAGAGAGUGAGGGGAAGUUUGUUGCCCUCUUUUAUACUAUCAUCACCCCCAUGCUCAAUCCUCUGAUUUAUACCCUGAGGAACAAGGAUGUGAAGGGGGCUCUGUGGAAGGUGUUAGGGAGAGGCACAGACUCUGGGUAA